ACCAAACGCAUUCAAUUUGACCACUCUGCUGAUUUUUAUUGUUUCUCCCAUUCUUUUCUUCAAGUCAGGGCAAAUUAAUUUUUGGAUCGGUUGACUCUUCUUCAACUCCACUAUUCUUGGGGGGGUGAAUCAGAUCUUCCACAAUUAACCGAAGCAUUUCAGCUGAAGAUUCGUUGGGCAAGUUCAUUUUCUUGCUGGGAUGGGUGAUGGGGCUGCGCCUUCUCGGUAUGUGAAAUUGAAGAAAGAUCAAGCGCCUUUGGAAGAAAUCAAGCCAGGAGAGCUUAACCAGCCCAUUGAUGUUCCUCAGUUAAAUGUAAGAAAGUGUAACGAGUGUGGACAGCCACUACCUGAAAGCUUUGAGCCUCCAGCGGAUGAACCUUGGACAACUGGGAUUUUUGGCUGUGCUGAAGAUCCACAAAGUUGCUGGACUGGGCUGUUUUGUCCAUGUGUUUUGUUUGGGCGCAAUGUCGAAAGCUUGAGAGACGAUGAUAUGGAAUGGACCAGGCCAUGUGUUUGUCAUGCUAUAUUUGUUGAAGGUGGCAUUGCCUUGGCGACAGCAACUGCAGCGUUCCAUUGCAUUGAUCCAAACACGUCUUUUCUCAUUUGUGAGGGAUUAUUGUUUACCUGGUGGAUGUGUGGCAUUUACACUGGACUCGUCCGCCAAUCUUUGCAGAAGAAGUAUCAUCUAAAGAACUCCCCAUGUGAUCCUUGCAUGACACAUUGCUGCCUGCACUGGUGUGCUUUAUGCCAAGAACACAGGGAGAUGAAGGGACGUCUAGCCGAUAACUUUGCGGUGCCAAUGACAAUCGUUAACCCCCCACCGGUUCAAGAAAUGAAGUCAGAAAAUGAUGAGGAAGGCACAACUUCAUCUUCGAACAUGAGGAAUGGGCAGACCAAUCUGGAAAUGCAAGCUUUGUAGGAUCCCAUCAUAGAUACAACCACCACAAGCAUACAUUAGAUAGUUUCAAUAAGCUUUUCUGAGACUCGGACCAUCCCAAGAGUGUAAUGAACUCAACACAGUCUUGAAUCAUUUUCAUUUUUAAUUUCUUUAAUAUUUGAUUUGAUUUUUUUUUUUUUAUUUGGCAUGAAUUAUAUACAAUUUUAUGAUGGAGACUUGGAAUAUUAUGGGUGGUCAUUGCUCGUCACUAUCUCUCUUCAUUAUGCAAAUAUAAAAAUUUUGGUUGGUGAGUUUA
Cucumis sativus (cucumber) is the source of this 1193-nucleotide messenger RNA. Its product is annotated as cell number regulator 6. Lineage: Eukaryota; Viridiplantae; Streptophyta; Magnoliopsida; Cucurbitales; Cucurbitaceae. The coding region runs from base 200 to 919 and encodes 239 amino acids. The record is from RefSeq and is a predicted model, not a curated record. The transcript is spliced from 5 exons.